CCGGCGGUUGGAGGACGCGGCGCGCGACCGCUGCGGCGCUGACGUCACCACGUCGGGGCGUCAUCGACGCGACGCGGGGGGGAAAGAGCAGGAGUUCUGAUAAUCUAACUUGCCAUCAUGCUGCCUCAGUGUUUGCCAGGUGUAUGGAAAAUUCUAAGCCCUUCUCAUAAACUCUUCAAACGACGUCAAUGUUUAAAACUCAACCCAAGGUCUUUCAGCGUCGUACCUGUGUCCAGGCUCCGAAAGCGGGUGGUAAUUACGGGCAUUGGUUUAGUGACUCCUCUUGGUGUUGGGACCCAGUUAGUGUGGCACCACCUUAUCCAGGGAGAAAGUGGUAUUGCUUCCUUAGAGGGAGAGGAGUAUAAAAAUAUUCCCUGCAAAGUUGCUGCUUUCGUGCCAAGAGGAAAUGGUGAAGGCCAGUUCAGUGAAGAAAGCUUUUUGUCCAAGGCAGAAAUCAAGGCCAUGUCUUCUCCCACCAGCAUGGCUAUUGGAGCUGCCGAGAUAGCGCUUAAAGACGCCGGCUGGUCUCCUCAGUCGGAAGCCGACCAAGUGACUACAGGGGUAGCAAUUGGUAUGGGAAUGAUUCCCCUUGAAGUUGUCUCUGAAACAGCCCGAAUGUUUGAAGCAAAAGGCUACAACAGAGUCAGCCCAUUCUUUGUUCCGAGGAUUCUGGUUAAUAUGGCGGCCGGUCAGGUGAGCAUUCGGUAUAAACUCAAAGGACCCAAUCAUGCGGUAUCAACUGCGUGUACCACAGGAGCCCAUGCCGUGGGAGAUUCAUUUAGAUUUAUAGCCUACGGCGAUGCUAAGAUGAUGGUGGCUGGGGGAACAGAUGCCUGCAUUAGUGCCUUGUCACUAGCCGGAUUUGCCAGGGCUCGAGCGCUCAGCACUAACCCAGACCCGAAGGUGGCCUGUCGGCCAUUCCAUCCAAAGAGAGAUGGAUUUGUGAUGGGAGAGGGUGCGGCUGUGCUGGUCCUAGAAGAAUACGAGCACGCCGUACAAAGAGGGGCCAGGAUUUACGCUGAAAUCUUGGGGUAUGGACUCUCUGGAGAUGCCUGUCACAUAACAGCUCCGGAUCCUGAGGGAGAUGGUGCUCUGAGAUGUAUGGCUGCUGCAAUAAAAGAUUCGGGAGUACAUCCUGAAGAUAUAUCCUACGUCAAUGCCCACGCCACCUCCACCCCGUUAGGAGAUGCUGCGGAAAACAAAGCCAUCAAACAGGUUUUUAAAGACCACGCUCACACCCUCGCGGUGUCUUCAACCAAGGGAGCAACGGGACAUCUGCUGGGGGCGGCAGGGGCAGUGGAGGCAGCUUUUACUGCCUUGGCCUGUUAUCAUGCAACCUUACCACCCACGCUAAACCUGGAUUGUACAGAACCAGAAUUUGAUCUAAAUUAUGUACCCCUGGCUGCCCAAGAGUGGAAAAUUGGAAAAAGACGCAUUGCUCUUACCAACUCGUUUGGCUUCGGCGGCACUAAUGCAACACUGUGUAUUGCCAACGUGUAGUGUAAUAGUGAGUGUAACUGAACAUUGGAUAAUGGCAAAAAAAAAAGAACGAUAAAUUGGUUAAAAGGGGUGUAUACGUAAAUAUAUAUACAUAUAUAUAUAUUUUACAGAACUGUAGCCCUUCCUCAGUUGUGUCAUUUCGAACACCUACCGCUAUCUUUCUGUUAUUUAUUAUCACAAUCAUUGCUUCCUCUACCGAAGAGAUUUUCAAACAAGAAUUUAGGACCUUAAAGAUGACGUUUCCCCUUCGACUGGGUGUCAUCUGAGAGAUGUCUGGUUUAUUUAAAAAUUAAACAUUGUUUUUGGCUAAUAUUUCGAAAAAAGAGUUUAUCCGGAAAGGAUUGUUUUGGAAGAUUACAGCAUUUUAUGAAACACGGGUCCGUCCCAACUUGAACAGAAAAUAAGCCUGUUCCCAAUAUUUGAGCUUCUCCAUUUGUAUUCAGUCAAAUACAAAAAAGCUUUAUCCCUUUA
Molecule: messenger RNA, 1971 nt
Organism: Ornithorhynchus anatinus (platypus)
Lineage: Eukaryota; Metazoa; Chordata; Mammalia; Monotremata; Ornithorhynchidae
Gene: OXSM
Product: 3-oxoacyl-ACP synthase, mitochondrial
Exons: 3
Coding region: 118-1500 (460 amino acids)
Biological process (GO): fatty acid biosynthetic process
Molecular function (GO): 3-oxoacyl-[acyl-carrier-protein] synthase activity
Source: RefSeq, a predicted model, not a curated record